Molecule: messenger RNA, 596 nt
Organism: Dermatophagoides pteronyssinus (European house dust mite)
Lineage: Eukaryota; Metazoa; Arthropoda; Arachnida; Sarcoptiformes; Pyroglyphidae
Source: RefSeq, a predicted model, not a curated record
UUUUUUCGAAUUUCCAAUUCAUCAAAAACCAACCAAUCGAAUCCUAUUUUUACAAAACCAAAAAAAAAAAAAAAAUGAGCGACAACCGGGAAAAGAUUUUCUAUAUUCCGAAUGAUGAUGAAGAAGAUGAUCCAAGCACUUUAGCUUAUUAUGAUGACUCACUCUUUUUCGAUGACUAUGAAACAUACUGGGAUGUGGAUGAAGAUGAAGAAGAUGAAUGGAUUUAUUGCGAUGGAAAUGAAAUAAAUGAAUCAUUUGAAAUCGUUAACCCAGAAACAUUGAUAAAUGAACAACCAAACACAACAAAUAAUACUGAAAGUGUUAAUUUCCCUGAACAAUCAGAAAAAUCCAAUGAUGAACAGUGCUUCCCAGAAGAAAUUGAUGAAACUGAAGAUGAUGAAUACUUUCCAGUUCAUCAUACAAAUUUGGCUGAUAAUAAUGAUGAAGAAUUACAAGAAUCAGACGACGACAUUGAUAAUCAAAAUUAUCAUUAUUUACCUAUGCGUCGUCAUAGCAUUUAAAAAUCGAUUAGUAUAAUCAAUUAGUAUAAAAGCUCUAAUUCUAUGUCGUAAAUCCGAAUUGCAGAAUAUUUUUUC